AGUCUUAAUGACAGACAAGAGCUUCCUCCUGGACACAGGGAAAGAGGAACAAACAACAAUCUUCACAAUUCAUCCAACCAUUUGGGACGUCCUGGGAGUCCGAUGCACUCCGGAGGACUUGUGCAACUCUGGCCAAAGCGCUCAGAAAAUCUCAGCUCAGAGGAAUAAAAUAAAAAUCCAGAUUAACCAUGACAGCUAAAUUGGAGACUCUCGACCCUUCUGCUCUGCCAUCUACGGUGACCUUUGACCCCAAAUCUCAGACAGUCACCCUGCCAGGCGGGAUCGUGUCAGUGGCGGGCAUCACUGUAAUAACUGGCGGGGCGGAGCUGUCCUGUGGAUCCUGCAUGCUGGCCUUUGGAUUUUGGGGGACUCUGGUUGGGUUGAGCUGCGUGUCCGUGGGCCUCUGGGAUCAGAUCCACCAGGUUAAAGUCGGAGCUUCUCACCUCCUGGGACUGGGACUGGUGAUUCUUGUGCUGAGUUUCCUCGUGGUGGGAAGUGUUGUGGCUUUUUAUAUCUUGACCAGGAAGAAGACAGUGAGCUCACGUCGAGAGAGGGAGGAUGGAAAAGAGGUUCUUGUGGAAGACAGUCAGAGGGUUAUUAAAAAGGUCACAGUGUGAUGUGACAAGCAAUUAGAACUAAGCUGUGUUCCUGCUCAGUAUAUCUUUUACCACAUAUGUAAAUAAGAGAACACACACAAAAAAUGUUUUAUUAGAAAUAUUAUUUUUGUAUUUCUUCACACGUUUUGAUAUAUGCCAAGUGAUUCAUUCAUUUUCAAACACAAUGUUAAAUCAUACUGUAUACUCAAUAAACAUGCACGUGCAUAAAGAAUGUGUCAGACUUCCUUCCAAUGAGAUCACUCUGUAAUCUUCAGCCUGUCUAAGGAGAUGAGUUCCUUAAUUCCUUAAAUCUCUGGGAAAAACUCAUUUAUUUUGUGAUGGUUUGACUAUAUGCUUUAUUGUCGUAGUUUAUUCUGCUUGUUUUUCUGUUUAAAAUGCUCUUUAUAGCUUUUGAAAUGUUUUGGGGUGAUACAUAAUUUUGCAUCACAUCAUCGUCAUGAUCAGAAAGUGUUUUUUCUUGUCCGUUACACUCAGCAAGAUAACCUCACCAGGGCGAAACCCAACCUGUUUAAUGAAUUUUUAGUUGAGGAAUUUUCAUCCUCGAACUAAGCAGACCAUUUCAGUUGCAACUGGAAUGGCUCAGGUGAACAAGGACCAGCAGGCAGCAUUCGAGUUUUCCAUAGUGGUGAAAUAAAAAUAAAUAUGAAAAUUAAUAUUUUGUGUAUAUUGUAUUGUGUGCAUUUAGAAAUUGUUUUGCUGACACAUUACAUUUUCCGUCGAGCGGGAAGGGAGGUGUGGAAGCAAAUAAAAAAUAUUUCAUUGUACCUUAGGUAGUACGGAGAUUUUUUUUUCUUUUUUUCCUA
Synchiropus splendidus (mandarinfish) is the source of this 1420-nucleotide messenger RNA. Its product is annotated as transmembrane protein 100-like. The transcript is spliced from 2 exons. Bases 189 to 617 code for a protein of 142 amino acids. The record is from RefSeq and is a predicted model, not a curated record. NCBI's taxonomy places the organism in Eukaryota, Metazoa, Chordata, Actinopteri, Syngnathiformes, Callionymidae.